AUGGAUGUGUCAUUCCCGGCCGGUUUAAUAUUUCCCUCGGAUUCAAUCAAAUACUAUCGAUUCACCUUCCGCCUCCUCUUCCCCAUCUCAGAUGUAGCUCCCCGCUCUUUGCUAUCGCCGUCAUCGAAUCACCUUCCAACAUCGUUGCACAUCGCUAUCACCGCUACACCAAACUCUUCCUCGUUGGAAACCCUUCUUUUUUCCACUACUUCUGAUGAUCGGCCUCAACCUGUCGCCGCCCUCAGCCCUUCGUCAGCGAAACUCUCUUCUCGUCGGCGCCCAACCGAACCCUUCAGAUCGUUGACCACCAACAGGACCAACACCGCUGCAAUUUCCGGUGGUAACUCUUUUUGUCGACUAAUUUAUCUACCUGGAGUUCGAGUUCUUGUCACUAUAGUGGUUUUGGAACUAACUACUAAUUUAAUGAGGCAAGCUUAGCUUGCACAUUGUUAGUUUGAUACAGGAUUGUUGCUCUAUUUCACUGUUUCAGUGGAUAAUACUUGCAAUAUUUGUAUGGUUGCAAGAAAAAGAGCCAAAGCAAGAAGCAAAGGCAAUGUUAGAAAUAGUUACAAAGAAUAUCUUCAUACAAAGUAGGGUAGGACAAUUGAAAUGCAUUGUGUUUGUAUGAAUAUGAAUUGUAUUGGUUUGUAUUUAAGCUACUUCUAUGUAAUACAUUAAGUAAAUGCAAAGUAUAAUGUUAUAAUUGGC
Molecule: messenger RNA, 708 nt
Organism: Lactuca virosa
Lineage: Eukaryota; Viridiplantae; Streptophyta; Magnoliopsida; Asterales; Asteraceae
Source: the annotation of a GenBank genome assembly